AAACGUUAGUAUGCUUCCUGUUUGUUUGUUUGUUUUUGUGAGCUAGUUUCUAACUUUAGCCUAUAUAUAAUACGUUCUCUUUGAUGACAGCGGUGGCUACUAUAAAUUUACCCAAGUAUUACUGUAGUAAUACGCGUUGAAUUGUAUUUAGCCGGAAACUAUUGGUUACUAUUUGUAUAUUUAGUAAGGCGACUGAAAAGAAGGGAACAUUUUUGUCCGUUCGAACGAACCGAUUCGCUAAACGAAUCAGACUUUCAAAUGCGAGUGUGUACAACGCGGGUCAGCUCUGUUUAUGCUACUCUGAUCUCCUGCGCGCGCUUCUUGUGCACGCGCGCUGAACAGGAUGAUCUCGUUACAUUGUAGCACGGCGUAACUGUGCCUCAUAAAGAGGAAGAGCGUUCGAUCCGUGCUAAUAGUGCGUUUUUAAACUUUCAAAUCGGACACAUUCGAAUUCUUGUUGACCUCGAAAACGCUUGGAGCGCGGAAAGCGGAAGAAAGAGAUCCGGAUUUACGCAGCGCACUGGGGGGGGUGGGGGGGUUCGGUGUCGGAUGGUGAUUCCGGAUUCGGUCUUGACCAUCGAGAGCCCCGUGGAUGACCUCCAGAAGCAUGUAUCCUCACGGAAGACCUCAGGCUCAGCUGAUCUCCGGCCAUGCCGGUAUGAAAUUCACAGUGCUGGAAACUCUUGACCAUAUAAAAGAGGAAUUCCAGCUUUUCCAGGCCCAGUACCACAGUCUAAAGUUGGAAUGUGAGAAGUUGGCGAGCGAGAAAACAGAGAUGCACAGGCAUUAUAUCAUGUAUUAUGAAAUGUCCUACGGACUGAAUAUUGAAUUGCAGAAACAGGCAGAGAUUGUAAAGCGGCUCAGUGCUAUAUGCAAUCAGAUCAUUCCACUGCUGUCCCAAGAGCAUCAACAUCAGGUCGCCCAAGCAGUCGAGCGAUCAAAACAUGUGAGCAUGGCAGAACUCAACGCCAUCAUUGGGCAACAGCAGUUCCAGCAUCUUUCCCAUCACGGCUCAGGCUUUACCCUGACGCAACACCCCUCAGGACUGACUCUGGGAGCGGGUGCGAGCCUUAUGCCAUUAGCUGGGGCCUUUCCGUUCCCUCUGCACCUGCUCCCUAAAGAUGACCUCACUCACCCUGAGCCUGUGGAUUCCAGAGAUGGAGCCCCAAACAGGAGUGGUAGCAGCUCUCCAGUUGGCCAUCGAUCUUCAGGGCUGCGCCUCGGUCUUCCUCCUCCCCCGACCUCCUCCUCCUCUUCUUCUCACACUGAGACAGACAAUAAGAGGAGCGCCACAGAUCAGACCAGCACAGGGGAGAGUGGCAGGAAAAAUGAAGACACUCUGAGAAAAGAUGGCACUAAAGAGAAAAGUGCUUCACCCACAGGAGUCUCUUCGAGGUCUGCUGAAGGAAACGGACUGAGCAGCUCUCCUGUUCUCCGGAAGAAUCCGUCCAGAGAAGGCCGCUCCCCCUCAUCCUCCCCUCCCUCACAGCCGCGCUCUCCUGGUCUCUGCAAGAGCCCCACACAGGAGAAAGUGAGAUCUCCCUCUCCGUCAGCAUCUCAUGAAUCUCUCUCUCCUGGCUCUCCUCCGCCUCCCCCUUGCCCCCUCUCCUCCUCUGCCAACGGCCCGUCACCCGCUCUCAAACACUAGGACCCACUCCUGUCCAUGGAGUGAGACUAGUGAAAGAGAGCCGCCACCCCUCCCCAGCCCGCCC
This is a messenger RNA of Xyrauchen texanus (razorback sucker), 1712 nucleotides long. Its product is annotated as transducin-like enhancer protein 4. The transcript is spliced from 13 exons. Gene Ontology annotation, biological process: negative regulation of canonical Wnt signaling pathway; regulation of DNA-templated transcription. Gene Ontology annotation, cellular component: nucleus; transcription regulator complex. Lineage: Eukaryota; Metazoa; Chordata; Actinopteri; Cypriniformes; Catostomidae. The coding region runs from base 593 to 1648 and encodes 351 amino acids. The record is from RefSeq and is a predicted model, not a curated record. Gene Ontology annotation, molecular function: transcription corepressor activity; protein binding.